AACCAAGCCAACCUAGGUGCUCUCGCGAGAAAGACAAAUCUUGACAGACGAGAUACCUGCUACCGUACCGUAUUAUUUGAGCCAGCCAAAAAUGAAUGAGACGGAUGCUCCAAAUCAAGGGCAACAACCAUGGCUUCCCCCAUAAUUUAUUCAGCACCUUCAACACACAACCCAUUCUCAUUCUCACCCCCCAUUCAAUAACUAAAACUUCAAUCUGUACAUCGUAUAAAAAGAACACCACCAAACCCAGAUAUCACCCUGCCUUACUAUCAUCAUCACCGCCGUAGCGCACCGCAGCGCACCGCAGCGAAAGAUAGUACACCAUAACCUUCCGGGUUGGGACGCCUAUCGCCGAAGCCGAUUAGAGUCUUUACACAGUAGCAACGCGGUUUCUUUACCUUGCUUAGUAGGCGGACAACGGUUUGGGAGAAGGGAAUCCGGUGGAUCACAUUUCAUACUUUUGCCAGGUUGCCAGGUUGCCAGGUUGAUGACCUGACCCAACCUAAACUAAUACAAAGUGCACAAUCGCACCAAGGCGUUUUAUUUUUCUUUUUCAUCAAAAGAAGAAUCUUACCACCUUCCCUUCUAACCAUCACUCUUUUCCACCUUCUUUCAUCCACCAUAUCGUUUACCAUCACCACCACAUUCACACCUCGCACUACAAUUUGCUAAACCAUAACCCAUCAAAUAAUUUGCUUGCCAUGCCUACACCUAGCAAGACAUCCGCUUCUAACAAGGAAAAGGAUCGGCGAAAGUCUACCGCAAAGCCUUCCCUAAUGGCUACUUUGCGCGUCAAGUCCAUCAGCCUUCGCAAGAUUAUCGAUCCAGCCUCCAUCAAAGAAGAGUCGCCCAUCAAAGAGUCUCCGGCCCCGCCGACGACCCUUCCUAACGAGCAACUUCCCAAUGACUCUUUGCCAGUCAUUUCAAAUGGCGAGAUUGCUUCUGCGUCAAACCCAGGCACUCCUGCGCCUGUAGGAACACCUUCUCAAUUGCCUAUGGGACCGCCGACCGAAGCACCUAAGAAGAAGGGUGUGAAGAGAAGCGCUGCCGGCGCGAAUGGUUCCGACCCAUCGUCAAAGGCCAAGGGUAAGCCUGGCCCAAAGAAAAAGCCUAGACUGGACGAUGGUACUAUUGAUUCCAACGGCCGAGCCAACGGUGGUACAUAUCACAAACUGGGACCGAAGGCGAACCAGGGCGCUAUCAACGCCGGGCUUCGCGCACUUGAUCGAUCUGGCACACCCUGUCGAAAAUGGAACAGAGGUGGCUUUCGGGUGAAGAGCUUUACUGGUAUUACCUGGGAAGUUCCCCGAUGGACCGCACCGCCCAAGCCCAAACCCCAGGUUACGCCCGAAGAGCCAGCUCCCUCGACAGAGAGCAGCAACAAGGAAAAUAAAGAGGGCAGUCAGAUGAAAAGUGAGGCUGCUAACAGCCAUGCCGAUGGAGAGCAGCAAAGCAGCAUGCCUCCGAGCAUCAAUGCUAGUUCGCCAGCUCCUACUCCGAUCAUUACUGCCUCGUAAGCUUCGCUUCAACGUCUCUUCUUUUCAGCGACCUUUGACAAUGGUCUUGUACGUUUGAUGCGCAUUCACGGGUUUAGGCUGAGGAAAAUAUGGCGUUAUGGGUUUUCGCUGUUACGAUACGCAACUAAGGGCUAUUGAUUUUACUGCCAGGUCGAGAGGCAUUCCUGAGGCUGUCUGGAAAUGGUAAGGUGUAUCGGUCAACAUAGCCACUUGAGCUACUUGAAAGUUUGGCGUCACGGAAAUGGAGAGGAGUUAAUGUACAUUAUAAUUCGCAAGUUGACGGUUGGCGUUGAGACAAAAGUCUGGCAUGGUCGAUAGAGAUCGGUUUUGUAGCAAAUGCAUAAUCCUGUAUUGCAAAUGGCGUUGAAGUAUGAUGAGAUUCAUGAUUUCUUCUGCCAUGUUGCUAUUGCCUACCUGUAGCUAUCACUCGCUAAGGCACCUAUGUUGCGAAGACCAUGGCUUUGGACUCGCUGGACAUGUAAUUAGUGCUUUAGGAGAGGCCUGACCUAGUCUCAUACGGCUGUGACGAUGGCACGAUGGUCUAUCUUGGUCUGUAGUCAGCAUAUUUUUGGUAUUGAAAUCGUAGAAAAGACGUUCCC
This is a messenger RNA of Hypoxylon fragiforme, 2116 nucleotides long. Its product is annotated as DUF1711-domain-containing protein. Gene Ontology annotation, cellular component: Ino80 complex. NCBI's taxonomy places the organism in Eukaryota, Fungi, Ascomycota, Sordariomycetes, Xylariales, Hypoxylaceae. The record is from RefSeq and is a predicted model, not a curated record. Gene Ontology annotation, biological process: chromatin remodeling. Bases 702 to 1517 code for a protein of 271 amino acids. The transcript is spliced from 2 exons.